GCGAACGGUUGUUUUUAUCGAAUAAAAUCUCAACAAAGGAGCGAAAAUCAUGGCAUCAGAUGACGAAUUGGAAAGACGGCUAUUGGAAGAAGAGCCAAGCGGUAUGAAAGAAGCGACACCACCAGGGAUAGCAAUGCCAGAAGUGUUGGCUAGUCUCGUCGACAAAGUAGAGAAAAUGUCAAGCAAAAUUAUCAACAUGGACAGUUCCAUUAAACGGUUGCAGUCCGACAGUCAGGAUCCUUGCUUGAACGAAGGACCAAGCAAAAAACGACGUGUAACUUCACUAAUGGAAAUAGACAAAGGUUACACUGUCGGUGAUGCAGAAGGAUUGCAUCGAGAAAGUGAACCUGAUGCCGACUCGGCAAAUGAAGGUAGUAUAAGCGCCACAUGUGUUCGACGCGAACAUGACGCUCUGCUACAAGAAAUCUCGCACGACUUGGAGCAAGAAGAGGAGGUUGGCGAAAAUAUAAACCAGCAACUUGCUGAUAUUGUCAACAAACGAUGGUCAAACAAGCUCCCAGAAGCAAAACAAAAAGAAAAAAUGGAAAAGUAUUCAAGACCAAGUAAUUGUGAAAAAUUUAUUGUCCCUCGCGUUAACGCUGAGAUAUGGGACAAGCUUGACAAUAAGACCAAGCACAACGACCUUCGCACUGCUAACACGCAGAAAACAAUAGCGAAGGUUGGCGCCGUACUGUCUUUCACGACAGACAAAUUGCUACAAAUACGUAGUAAAGAAUCACCAGACGUUGAUAAACUGAUCACAAUGAAUACCGAUGCCUUGGCACUUCUUGGCCACACAAUGUGUGAACUAUCAAUGCGUCGACGCGACGCUAUUAGGCCAAAUUUAAGCAAGGAUUAUAGCAGCCUUUGUGCAUCACAUGUGCCAGUAACGACUUACUCGUUUGGGGAUAACCUUCAAACACAACUAAAUGAUAUUAGGGCAUCGAACAAGAUCAGCAAGGCAACAGUGCCUCAAAGGUUUGAUAAGGUCAGGCAGUAUGGCCGCCCUCACUCUCAUGGUACCAACAAUUCCUCCUCACAGGGAAAACCAAGAAAGAACCAUUUUUUAUCCAACAAUCUGAAUUGGAAGAAACACCCACCAAGGUCGACAUACCCAUCGAAAAAGCCAUCAACCUUUCCAGUCAAGCAGCAACAAUACCAGUAAUGGCCAAUAGUGAAAGAAACAAAAAUAUCAUGACAAACUUACAGUCAGGUGCUACAAAAGAUUCAAAAAGAGAAGUCGGAGGGACUGCUUAUUAUACCAAAGUGGCCAACCCAAUCCUGGUGGCCAGUAGCAAUGAAUGCUGAUGCAGUCACCAAUCUUGCUACCACAAACACCAUCAACACUAAUUCUUCCCAGCAACCCAUUGGAGAAACAUCCUCUUCACGAGAAAUUAGUGCUAGUAGUGUGUCACUUAUCAGGAAACAGUUCAAAGACCGAGGACUUUCGACAACAGCUGUGGAAGUCCUGGAAUCAGCAUGGAGAGCAGGCACACGAAAGCAAUAUGAAGGGCAUUUGGAAAGAUGGAGACAAUAUUGUUAUCAACGGCAUAUCAAUCCCUUUUCUCCCACUGUAGAAGAAGGGAUAAACUUCCUUGCGGAGUUGUUCAAAAAAGGGCUUGGGUACAGUGCACUAAAUACUGCAAGGAGUGCGCUAUCAUCGAUAGCAAGUUUAUCAGAUAUUACUAGUUUUGGAACACACCCACUGGUUUGCAGAUUCCUUAAAGGAGUCUUCGAAAAUCGUCCAGCCUUACCAAGGUACACCUGAAUUUGGGAUGUACGAAUAGUGCUAGAAUACUUAAAAACCAUGCAGCCAAAUGAAACUUUGACACUGAAAAAGCUAACACUUAAACUGACCAUGAUGUUAGCCCUUAUCUCUGCUCAAAGGUGCCAAACCCUUAAAGCCUUAUCACUGGACAAUAUAUCUCGGGAGGAUGAUAAGUAUGUAUUGACCUUCGACCAAUUGUUAAAAACAUCUCGGCCUGGGAAACACCUAAAGCCUUUCAUAGUUAAGAAAUAUGACCCAGAUGCAACACUUUGUCCAUUCAAACUCCUUACUGAGUACAUUGAAAGAACAAAAACUAUUAGAAGUAAUUCCAAACAGUUGUUAAUUUGUUUCCAAAAACCGUUUAAUGUAGCAAGCACGGA
Messenger RNA from Xenia sp. Carnegie-2017, 2148 nucleotides. RefSeq lists its product as uncharacterized. The coding region runs from base 50 to 1165 and encodes 371 amino acids. The transcript has 2 exons. The record is from RefSeq and is a predicted model, not a curated record. Lineage: Eukaryota; Metazoa; Cnidaria; Anthozoa; Malacalcyonacea; Xeniidae.